Wickerhamiella sorbophila is the source of this 2094-nucleotide messenger RNA. RefSeq names its product Acyl-coenzyme A oxidase 2. The record is from RefSeq and is a predicted model, not a curated record. Lineage: Eukaryota; Fungi; Ascomycota; Dipodascomycetes; Dipodascales; Trichomonascaceae. Gene Ontology annotation, cellular component: peroxisome. Gene Ontology annotation, molecular function: acyl-CoA oxidase activity; fatty acid binding; FAD binding. Gene Ontology annotation, biological process: fatty acid beta-oxidation using acyl-CoA oxidase; lipid homeostasis. Bases 1 to 2094 code for a protein of 697 amino acids. The transcript has a single exon.
AUGAAGGCUAACAACACAGCUAGCCUUUUGAAAGAUGGCAAGGAAUUGAACACCUUCACGAGACCAGCAAGCGACAUGCAAGCUGAGCGUGACCGCACCUCGUUCCCCGUCCGUGAAAUGACACAUUUCUUCAACAAUGGCAAGGAGAACACUGAAUUCCUUGAGAAGCUGUUUGAGCGUAUCCAGCGCGACCCUGCCUUCAACAAUAAAGACUUUUACGACCUCGACUACAAGCCGCUUCGCCAGCGGACUUUUGAGCAAAUCGGCCGUAUGUGGUCGUACCUCGAUGAGCUGGGAGCCGAUUCGCCCCUAGCUCGCCGUUUCCUGUCUCCAUUCGGCAUGAUCAACCCUAGUGCUCAGACCCGUGUUAGUGUUCACUAUGGUUUGUUCGUCUCCGCCUUGCGCGGCCAGGGUACUGACAAGCAGUACGAGUUCUGGAAGAGCCAGGGCUGCCUCAGCCUCAACCGCUUCUAUGGCUGCUUCGGUAUGACUGAAUUGGGACAUGGCUCCAACGUUGCUGAGCUUGAGACCACUGCUACCUUCGACAGGGCUACUGAUGAGUUCAUCAUCCACACCCCCAACACCGCCGCAACAAAGUGGUGGAUCGGUGGUGCUGCUCACUCUUCUAACCACACCGUCUGCUUUGCUCGCCUGAUUGUUGACGGAAAGGACUACGGUGUGCGCAACUUUGUCGUGCCCUUGCGUGAUCCUGAGUCCCACAAUCUGUUGCCGGGCAUCGCUGUUGGCGAUAUCGGCAAGAAAAUGGGCCGUGAUGGUAUCGACAAUGGCUGGAUCCAGUUCUCAAACGUCCGCAUCCCCCGUACCUACAUGCUGAUGCGCUACUCUCAGGUCACUCCUGAAGGCAAGGUUAUCGAGCCUCCGUUGGCUCAGCUCACCUACGGUGCUUUGAUUAACGGUCGUGUCGCUAUGGCCUAUGACUCUUGGGUGUGGGCUCGCCGCUUCCUUACCAUUGCCCUUCGUUACGCUGCUGUCCGUCGCCAGUUCUCUUCCACCGAGGGCCGUGAGGAGUCCAAGCUGCUUGACUACGUGUUGCACCAGCGCCGCUUGAUUCCUCUGUUGGCUCAGGCUAUCGGUAUUGAGGCUGCUGCUACUGAGCUCUACCGCCUGUUCGACGAAGUCACCCACCACCAGGCUUCUUUGGAUACUUCCGACCGCAAGGCGGUGAGCGACAUGGUUGAUAAGACCAAGGAGCUGUUCUCUCUUUCGGCAGGUCUCAAGGCAUUCUCGACCUGGGCCACCGUUGACACUAUUGAUGAGUGUCGCCAGGCUUGUGGCGGUCUCGGUUACUUGAGUGCCACUGGCUUCGGUCAGGGCUUUGACGACUGGGUUGUCAACUGUACCUGGGAAGGCGACAACAACGUUUUGUGUCUCUCCGCUGGCCGGUCUUUGAUCCAGAGUGGUUGCAAGGUUUUGGACGGCAAGCACGUCACCGGUGCCGCUGAUUACCUGGGUAGAAUCAAGACACUGCGCGGCAAGUCUCUUGCUUCCGGCGAUCUCCGUGACCCCAAGGUCUUGGUUGGGGCUUGGGAGUCUGUCGCCGCCCAGGCUGUCAUGGAUGCCGCUGAAGCCUACAAGAAGCUGCGUGCUCGGGGCGUUUCUGACAAGGCCGCCUUUGAGGAGCUGUCUAUUGACCGCUUCAACAUUGCGCGCCUCCACACCCGCUGCUUCCAGAUCAAGGCCCUGUUCCGCAAGAUCGCCAACGCGAACCCUUCUAUCCAGAAGGUCCUGACGAACGUUGGUCUUCUUUUCGCGCUGUGGUCUAUUGAGAAGAACGGAUCGCCCUUCCUGCAGUACGGAUUCUUGACCAGCGACGACAUGAACAAGGUUAUUGACCUCGUAACGUUCUACUGUGGUGAAGUCCGCGACCAGGUCAUUGGCAUUACUGACUCGUUCAAUAUCAGCGACUUCUUCCUGAACUCGCCUAUUGGCAACUACGACGGCAAUGCCUACGAGAACCUCAUGGACAGCGUAACCGAGCGCAAUGUUCCGGGUACUCCGUGCCCAUACCAGGACGCUAUGAACGCAUUCUUCAAGCGCACUCCCUAUGAGCAACCCAGGCUCGAUGAGAUUUAA